AUGGAGGCCCACGCAAAUGGUGUACGGCCUGAUACUGCGAUCGGCGGUACUCAUUUUAAUAUGCUCGCCCGAGCGUAUCUAGUCCUUACUGAUGCUGGUGAUGAGUGCAAAAUUCAUGAUCUCAGAUUGUCCGCUUUCGCCGAUUUAUCCGGUCCGCCUCUCUAUGGUAAUGUACUGUGUCGGCUAGCCGUUCAGCCUUACUCUGUGCUUCGACCACUCGCUGAAGGGAUGCUCACCGUCAAACCUCUCUGUGGUGGACGAAUUUUGCGAAACGUUCGAACGAGAUUGCAGACAUCUCGAAUACUGAUAACCACUCAUUCAAAUACCCUUAUGCUCUCAUGUGAUAACAGCCGGGAAGUAGAAGGCUAUGACUUCUAUAUCACAACGGAAAGCCACAAGACUAUGCUUGCAUGGAAAAAGGCAAUUGAAAUGCAAAUCGAUGACUGCGCUAUAUGGGGUGAAUUCGCUUAUCGUCCUACAAAAUUGACAUUUGAAAAGCCUACUGAUCCAGUGAAGGAGACAUUGAGUCGAGCUGUAGGGAAUCGGCUGUACGACAAGAUCAGUAUACAAGGAAGCGUGUCCAGGAACAGUGCAAUUCUUUCACCUUCAUUGUCAUAUUGUCCACGUGAGCUGUCGCCGUUGAAGUCCUCUGCUGCUCAGACGGCCCCUACCAAGCGCCACAAGCAUCGCGCCAAUGUACUCGAGUUAUUCGAGAAGCCAAAACCGCCACCGCAGCCAAAGUUGGAGGUAACACCACCAACACCCUUGUAUUACUCCUCCUCUGGUGGUGAUAUCCAUAAGUGUAUCAUUGAAUUGGACAAUAACGAUGGUUAUGGACGGAUUAGAUCGGAAUCCUCUUCUUCCUAUAUGCCGAGGACACAACCUGAGCCACCAGUUUACUCGUCAUAUAUGUCUGCACCCAAACCUAGAUAUCCUGAUAUUGUGCCAAAUCAUGUCAUGGUGAGUGGAACAUGUCCCCUAUCUCUUCAUCAAUCUAUGUAA
This is a messenger RNA of Cooperia oncophora, 1002 nucleotides long. The record is from the annotation of a GenBank genome assembly. NCBI's taxonomy places the organism in Eukaryota, Metazoa, Nematoda, Chromadorea, Rhabditida, Trichostrongylidae.